AUGGGCAGCAACUGUUGCAAGGGUGAUGCCGCCGGCCCCAUCCGGUCCAGCUCCUCGAUCUACUCCAGGUACUUAUGGCUGAUCAUCGUGCUCGCACAGGAGCUCCAAGGAGUCCCUUGGCCACUGCGCCCCACCAAACCCCUCUCUCCAGCUCUUUUCAUUUUCCAAGCGAAGCUCAGUAAGAUCAAGUCUAGCCUAAAUUUCAGGGUGACGUGGUACCGCAACGACCGGCGGCUUAUGGAAGCGGAACGGGUGGCCCUGGUGCGCGACGGGCACUUCUGGUGCGCCGACAUCGCCACCGUCAGCGUCGACGACGCCGGCCGCUGGACUUGUACCGCCGAGAACGCGGGUGGCCGAGCCAGCUGCUCCGCACACCUUAAUGUACUUGUGCCUAAAGCGUACAAGCGGCCGGAGUUCGUGGAGGAGCUACGCGCCCUAUUGACCGAACAGGGCACUGUUUCCCUGGAAUGUAAAGUAGUUGGAGUCCCCACGCCUGUAUUACGUUGGUUCAAGGAUAGUAGAGAAAUCAAGGCCGGUGAUGUAUUUGCGUUAACAGCCAAUGCCGAGGACCCCACAUCUCUGGGCACGUAUACCUGCGAAGCAGUUAAUUGUAUGGGACGCGCUUACUCCUCCUCAAAAGUACAUGUUGUCGGUCGUAGUAGAGAGGGUUCAGCGAAACCCAGCGCAAGCGUAACGCCGGAGCCUCCGCCGAUUUUCACGAAAGAACUAGAAGAUCAAUUCGUGAAAAUAAGCAACCCUCUAAGUCUAAGCUGCCACAUCGUAGUUCCUCCAUGGCCUCGCAGUGUUGUUUGGUACAACAAAGAGGGCAAAGUUGAGGCUAGUGAUAGGUAUCACAUUGUUGAAGACGGCGUUGGCGGGUACUUGCUAGAAGUGUCCUGUGCCGAGUGGGCGGAUGAGGGUGAGUGGAAGUGCGUAGCUACCAGCACCGGCGGCCGCGUCGGCAUCUCCACUUGUUACGUCACUAUGGAUGUCCCAAAGAACUACCGCAAGCCUCGUUUCAUGGAGAACUUGCAAGCUGUCCUGACCGAGGAGGGCUUGGUGUCAUUCGAGUGCAAAGUGGUGGGUUUCCCCACGCCAGUUCUCAGCUGGUUCAAGGACGGUCAGGAACUGAAGCCGGGUGAUGUUUACCAGCUCACCGGAACAAAUUCAUUGGGCUCUUACUGCUGUAUAGCAAAGAACUGUAUGGGCCAUGCGAGCAGCUCGGCAGAACUGACCGUAGAAGAUAUCCAGAACCAACUUAACGAGGAGGAGAAACUCCAGCUCUUCUCCAAAAACCAGGCACCUAAGUUCCUGCAAGGCCUUAAAAGCAUUGAAGCCAAAAUUGAUGAACAAUUCCGAUUUACUAUCAAAGUUGCAAUACCACCCGCGCCUUCAGUGCUAUGGUACCGAGACGACCAGCCCGUCGACGAGUGUUCGCGAUGCCACCAUGGUAGGGAAGAAAAAGGAAUCUUCUAUCUCGACAUCCAGAAUCUCGAGUUCCUUGACCAAGCCGAAUGGAAAUGCGUUGCGACGAAUGACUUCGGUCAUAGUGUCACUUCCUGUUUCCUCAAACUUAUUAUACCCAGGCACUAUAAGAAACCUCGUUUCUUAGAAAAUCUACAAGCUGUCUUAUCUGACGAAGGAGCUGUUAAUCUCGAAUGUAAAGUUAUAGGGGUACCACAACCUGUAUUAAAAUGGUACAAAGACGGAGAAGAACUGAAACCGGGUGACAUCCACAGAAUAAUAUCAGGCCAGGACGGUACAUGCUGUUUGGGUACCUACACUUGUGAAGCUCAAAACUGCAUGGGUAUCGCAUCCAGCUCAGCCUCCCUAUUAGGAAUUGAAGAUUCAAUGAAAGCUAAAAAGAAAAUAGCUGAGGAACAAGCCUUGCAACGGAAUUUAUCUCUUAGUACGAUUCAUGAGGAACGAACGUCACAAAUGUACGACACACCUGUUGGUGACAUCACUUUGGACGACAAAGGAGAAAUAUCUUUCUCGUUUGAUGGGAAAGAAGUGUCGGUUUCACUUUAUGAAACUCCCGACUUGACUGAAGAAGAAGCUCUGCAAAUAGUGGAAAUGUAUGCAGAUCAAUUGUCAGAAAAUGUUACUGAGCACAAUGUUGUAGAGCUCCCGCCUUUGCGAUUUGUCAAAGAAACUUCAACUUCUGGAAAUUUAUUGAUGGAGGCAAUUAUUAUUGACGUCUCUCCAGAAUACUUUGCUUCUGCUGAUGAAGACUUGAGAACAGAAGCCGACAUAGAAGAUAUAUCUAUCGCAGAUGAAAAUGCAGCGCCACAGCUGUCUUUGGACACUGAUUUUGGUGGUGAAGAUUAUUUGGAGAAAACGAUGACUUUACUUUCUGAUGAAAGAGCAGAUUUCCCAAAGAAACCUCAGCGGAAGAAAUCAGACUCCAUGAAAAGUGGGGACGACUUUUUCAGUGUGUCACGAGAACUAUCACUUUCUGAAGAAAAGAAAGAUGACGACACACAAAUUUCAGAGAGUUUUGCGAGUGCGCGCAGCUCAGCAAAAGUCAAAUUAUCGAAACCUUCUGACGAAGAAGCUAAAUCCUAUGAGGUUGCAAAGACGACUGUAUCUAAAGAUGAAAUUGAGAAACAGGAAGUAGAAUUUCAAAAACAGACUUUGGAGGUACAUAAACCAGUCACUGAGGUCUCAAAGCAAUCUUUGGAAAAGGAAAUAGAAGUAACUCAGACACCAGUGACAGAAACUGUUACUCAAGAAAUUUUCGAUCCUGCUGCGGUGAGGCCUAAACGAGAACGCCGCCGUAGUCGCGGUUCUAGAAGAUCUAGUUCUGGUAGUGACAAGUCACUAAGUAGAUCAAGGGAAGAGCCAGUUCAGAAAAAGAUUGAUUCUGUAGAAUCAGCACAAGAGUCAGCAUUUUCUAAAAAGCCUGAGAUAAAUGACGAUGACUUCAAAAAUAAGAUGAUGAACACUAGUUCCAUUAUAUCAAAAGUUAUCAAUGAAAUACAGCUUAUAGAACGGGAUAUUAUACUUAAAUCUGAGUUGAUGUCGUCUGCUGCAACUGCAUCGAGAAGUUUGGAAAUUAUUAACAGUUUAAUAACUCCAUUAUCAAAAAUACAUAGCAUAGUAGAUGCGGUUAUAGUUUCUGUAGCAGAAUCUAAAGAAAUUAGCAGCACAUUAUUUAACAGCUUACCUCAACCUCUCAAAGUGUUACAACAGUCAUUGACAAUUGUUGAAAAAUGUGUUGACGUGGAAAGUGACAAUAAAACUUUAGUUAAGAAAACGUGUGUAGCAUUUAUUGAAAAUUGUGGAAGUAAUAUGGAAAAACUUAUGUCAGACAUUAGUUAUGUUACGAGGAACGAUUACUUACAGACGGAAGACAGAAUCCUUAAUGAAAUAAAUUCCUUAUCCAAAGAAAUUACAAACAUUGUGAAAUAUUCAGCAGAAACAGUUCAAGCCAGAAGCUUAUUAAGUGAAACAAGUGAAGUCAAAACCGACGAACCUUCUUUUGAAUCCAAACAUCUACGAGAUACUCAAAAGGCAGUUUUCGAAUUAAGAAGUCCCCUCAAUUCUCUCUUGUGCAUAGCUGAAAGUGCAGAUAGUGGUAAAACCAUUGAUGUUGCAAAGGUAAAGAGCAGCGAAGUAAUACUUACCGAUAUGUCUGCUUCUAUUCAAGAUUUGCAAAUGGCUUUAGAACAAAUCGAGUCACUAUCGGUUAAAGAAUCAACAACCUCGUUGCAAAGGUAUAAUACACAAAUAAUAGAAACUGUAAUGGAUUCAGUUUUAAAGUUACGAGCUUCUUUCGAACAGCUUUCGACUGAAAGUAGAAGCGAAGAGGACAGAGCAGUGUUAAAACAAGCUUUGGUUUCGGUUAAGCAAAAUUUGAGUGAAAUAUCCUCGCACAUAGAUAAAAUUGAGUCUGAUGUUGGUAUUUUUGAUGUUUUGCAAAGCGACAAUAAAUUGGAAGUUCUUCAAAAGAUGGCACAAAUUCUUAUUGCGCUAGAAAAUAACUUGUCAAGGUUGGAGACUAUACCAGAAGUUAAAACUCACGUAAAUGUGUUUCAUAAGAAUUUAACUAAGGUCCUUGAAAACGUCAUUGAGAGCAAUGAUGCCAGAAAAUACUUUACAUUUAUGGAAAUUUGUGAUGCUGUUAACAGAUUGAACAAUUCAAUAAAGAACGUAGAUAGUGAUCCUGUAUUAUCUUUAGCUAGUCUCACCAACACUUUGAGAAUAAUUCAAGAACAAUUUGUCAGGAAUGUUUUUGAAUCGGAACUGAACUGUUCUAUUCUUAACAACAUCGCUGAUGUGUUAGUUGGUGUGCAAGAAGCAAUUAAUCAUGCCGAAGAAUUAAGUAUUCAGUUAGAUUCUGAAUAUCUUCGGGAUAUAUCCUUGCCAACGUAUGAAGACACGAAAGCUAAAGUAGUUAUUGAACGCAUAGAACAUACGAUAGCAGCUAUAAAUAAUGUAAAAUCGUUAGAGACGACUAAGGAAAUGAAAAUUGCACUCAUGCCGGUAUUUGAAACUAUCGGUCCUAUAUUAGAAGAGCUCAAACAGCGCAUAGCUUCCACAAGACCUAGUGGAAUUGAACUAAACGAAGACGUUUCUGAUUUAACAGAUAUGUCAUUUGCUCAAACUUUAGCCACUCCCAUGUGUGAGUUACACCAAAAUGUUGAAGUUCUUAACCAAAUAAUAGUGGAAAAUCUGGAUAGUUUCAAACAAAACAGUAGUAUUUUAGCUACUAUUGCCGAUCCUCUGCAUGAGUUGCACACCACCUUGGAGAUACUUCAACAGGACGUGAUUUCUCAGUAUCAAGAAGAUGAAAAUAUUUACAAGAUGAGCUUCAGCAUAGCAAAUGCUGUACAAAACCUCCAGAGUUGUAUUGUAAUGAUUCAGGAUCAGGCAGGAAUAGAAGGCGUGGACGAAAUGUCAACUUUGGAAGAUAUUUCUGGUAUAAAAACGACAGCCGACACAAUGCCUUCUGAUCAUUUAGUUCUACCAACUGCAGAACAACUGAUGAUAGAGCAUUCCUUGGAACCAAUGGACCAGGAAAUAGUGUCGUCGGCCACUGCACAAGCACUACAGACUUUGAAUGACCACAUUACAAUAUUACAAACUCCAGAAGUUCUAGAUGCAUUAGAUUCUUUGUCCGAAGUCAGUGAUUUCUCAAGUCUCAAGACUCUUGCUUUAGGGUUGGGAGAGCUACAUAUUGGAAUUGAGGAGAUUCUGCAUCCAGUUGUCAUGGAGCCUUCAAGUGAAAUAGGAAAUUUGAUAAAUACAUCAAAACUGACAGCAAUAGCUGAGCCAAUGCAAGAAUUGCAUCAGAGUUUGUCCGUAUUAGAUACUAGUAACAUUCCAAUAUAUGAAGAAAUUUUAGAAGUAACUACGGAAAGAUUACAUUCCGUAUUAAAAACUAUAGACGAGUUUAAGAAACAGUUGGGUAAAUGCAUACAGGUUAUCUUUCCAGCUAUGGAAACAGCUGAUAAAACAAUUGAAAUAUCGAAUAAAGUGGAAACGUUAAGAGAAGUGUGUGAAAAUUUAAAGAGCAUUAUUAAAACUACUAAAACUGUGUCUUACGGUGCUCCUGUGAAACAAGAAGUUCUUGAAUUAGAAAAAACAGUGAAUAAUCUACUCGACGCUACAGAUGUAUCAAAAGGGAUUAAAAUUGAUUAUGUUAAGUUUAUAACGGAAGAACUCUAUCAAAACAUCAUUACUGUCCAAGAAGAAAUAAUACAAUUUACUCCGCGAAAUCCUGAAAAGUUAACUGAAGAAGCCAAACUUAUUCAAACUAUAGAUGACAUUGAAAGUAACAUUGCCGUUUUAGAGCAAUAUGAAUUUGUUGAUCUAUCGCGCGUUUCUGACAUCACAUCUUGCACAUCACCACAGUUAGCAAUAGAAUUGGAUUCCGAUCCAUUAGUGCAAAUGGGUGACAUUGUGGAGAAUGCCGUAAACGUUGCCCAAGAUUCUGCUCAAGAAACCUCUGUAGCGGAUUUAAUGAUAUUAGAAGAUUUCUUUAAGACGUGCAAAAAUGAAUUUACUAUUUUAAGAUGUUUGAUGAAUAAGCAGCCAAGCCACAAAAAGGUCAUAAGGUUGCUUCAAGAAUUUAAUUCCUUGCAAAAUACGAUAAAUAUAUUUAGAACAAAGAGAAACGAACUUACACUAUGCGACGACAUAGACAGUUAUUUAACGACCUUUCUGAUUCAUGCUGAUGAAUGCUUGAGCAGUGUACAAAAAUCUUUGAUAAAAAUAGUCAAAUCUCAAUCAGAAGUAUUAGUUAAUAAUCCUCUUAAAAAAAUUGAAGACGCCAAGGAGGUACUGAAAUCACUACCAGAACGAAAAAUAUCUCCUCAAAUAUUAUUAUUGGCUAAAAAAUUUGACGAAGUAAUUGAAACUUCUAAACCUUGCAUAAAAAAUUUAGAAACUAAUGUUAUUAAUGAGUUACAAGAUGUUAGUCCUCGUACCAAUGCCGAAGACCAAAUUUUGUCGGACAAAAUGGAUGAAAUUAUAUUUUUCAUUGAAGACCAAACUUUUGAAAACCUGGGUGUAGAAUCAAAAGAUGUUAUGGAAAAAGUACUGACAUGUUUGCACAGACAUGCAGAAUACAAGGACGCUACAGGCACUGGUAAGACACUAAUUAUUCUAAAAUGUCUUGCUGAAUGUUCUGAAUUCCUGCAAGAAACAAUAUUAGAGAAGAAAACAACAGCAAUAGAAGUUAAGACUGAAGAAAGUACUCUCAAGGCAGUAUUGACAGAAAUGCUUGAACCUCUUCAUGCACUUCAUGGCCAGCUAAUCAACGUUCAAAAACAAAUUAUAUCAGGUGUGGAAGAAGAUUCUGCUUCUAUUGACUUAGCAUCUACCGAAUCUCUAGUACAGACUAUGGCUGAAAUACACAAAGAAAUUCAACAAGUUGAAUCUGAAAAAGUUAUUGUGGACGACGAAGAGAUAUCUCUCAUAGCGGAAAUGGACAAGGAAAUACAUUCAAUACAAAACAGUAUACGCUCUAUGGAAAACGUGCAUGCUCCUCAGUUGAAGGAAAUAUCCAAACCGAUAGAAGAAAUAGAAAAAUCCCUUCACAAAAUUUUGUCUUCUGGGAAAGUAACUACCGAAAGUGAAGGCAAACUUCCAACAGCUUAUCAGCUCUUAACAGAGCUUAAUCAUGUUGAUAACCAAUUACAAAAUAAGCAAACAAUUGAAGAUACUAAAGAUGAAGAAAAGGCUAAGGAACUUGUUCAACAUAUCGAGCAAUACAUAGAAUUGAUAGAAAUAGUUGAAGAAAUAUCUGCAGUGAUAAACAUUGAAAACCUACAAGAAACUGCAAAUAUUGCCCGAGAAUUACGAGAAAGUAUCGCAGCUACGGAACCGAUUGUUGAAAUCAAAACAGGAAACAUAGUUCACGAAAUUAAUUCAGAGCAACUUCAUUUAUCUCACAAACUUCAGAGAGCGAUAUCAGCUUUGCUUGUUGAAGUUUACGAUUGUGCUCAAGAAUUGGCUCCGAGAAUCGGAGAAGAAAUAUUACAACGUAUUGCUAGUGUUACUGCUCAUUUGCAAGCCGAUUUAGUUGCUGUCACUGGGAUGAAUGUUGCCGUUCAAGCCCCUGGUAAUUUUAUGGUAGAGGAAGAAGGACUUUUUGAUACGUUACACAAACCCACUCGAAUAGAAAGAGUUAUGUCUAUUUCCACGAAUGGCAUUGCUGAAAGCUCUGAAACGGUAGUCCUUGAAAACGUUGAAAUUGUAGACAAUAUUGUCGCACCUAUUGAACAUGCAAACGCUGCUGCACAUUCGGUGAACGAAAAUGUUGCAGCAGAAUCCCUUAUGUCUCAAGUGCAAGAAACUACUGAAGUUCUAGAUCAAGUUUUAACCCAAGGAAUUGAUUCAUUACGGGUUACACAUGAAAUAGAUGUUGAGAAUUCUACUAGGCCUGCUUUAGAACAAAUGACAUUGAUUGAAGAAAAAGUCAUUUCUACAGAAGCUGCUGUUAAAGCGAAUGAUGCACUUAACGCAGUUUCUAACGAAGAAGUAUUAGUAGAAUCAGAAAUCAACAAAAUAUGGCCUGCUGGGUCAGACAGUGGAACCGAACAGCAUUCAGUAAAAGAAGAAAUUGAAGAAAGUAUAAACUUAAAUGAAAUACUUUUACAACACCUCGAUGAAUACACAUCCGUGGACGUAAUAGAAGCUCUAAAUAAACUGUCAGUAAUAGUAAAUACUGAAGAACUAAAACAGUCGGUGCCUAUAGCGUGCGAGCUACGUGAGAGCAUUGCAGCCAAUCAAAGGAUAGCGACUGCAGAAUCAAGUGGCAAGCUGAGUGAGUUAGUGAAAAGUGAGCAGGUACUGUUGGCACAGAAGCUGCGGAACGCUUUAAAUACACUACAGGUACUGGCUAUAGAACAUGUCUCCGAGCUUGGAUAUGAAAUCGGUGAUCGAAUGUUACAACGGGUUGCUGAAGUUAUAAUUCAGCUUGACAAAGACCUCAACACUGUUAUCGCAACAGUAAACGAAACCGUACAAGAAAAAAUAAUGAAAGAACAAGUUACACAGGGUAUUAAGGAGGAAGGUACACCAGUUAUGGCUUUAGCAGACCAAGAAAUAGUGAGAGAAGAAUUGCUGCCCAUAACUGCUAUACGAGGCACAGCAGUUGAGGAACAAAUUACUGCAAUCGAUAGCACGUAUGUAAUUGAGGAAGCGACUCAUUCCGAAGAUAAAAUGUCGAAAGAUAAACAAGAAAACUUAAUUGAUGUGGAAACAAUAGAUAAUGCAACUGUGACGAAUGGAACACCGAUGCAAGGAAUAAUUUUAAAACCAGCAAACGAGAAAAUUGUUGAUGACAGUAAAGUUAAUACAACAGGAAAGAGUAUCGGAGUAAACGAAACUCUUUUGCAACAUAUUGAAGAAUAUGUCUCAGAAGAAUUAUUGGAAGUUCUUGACAGGCUCGCAGAGGUAGCUAAUGUUGAGGAGUUGAAACAAUCCGUAAACAUAGCGUGCGAACUGCGCGAGAGCAUUCUGACUAAUUGUAAUAGAUUGGACACGGUAAUGAGUAGUGAGUCAAGUGAUGCUGGAGCACAACCCCAACAAGCGCAUUUAGCUCAUCAAUUGCAGAGCGCUCUGACGACGCUCCAGGUUUUGACUCUAGAUCACGCUCCAGCGCUUGCGACCUCGAUAGGCGAUCAAACGUUGCAGCGGGUGACUGAAGCCGCCUCUCAGCUGUUCGAGGAACUAACUGCAGUUGUUAGCGCAACGCAAAUCGCUGUACAACAAUCGGAUAUUACAAAUAAGACGGAACAUACAAUUUUCAAGGAAUCGCGUAUUGUAGAUAGGUCCACCGAACAGAACGAAAAAUCAAUGGUUUUUGAGGAAGCAGUUACAGUUCAAGAAGAUGUAGCUCUCGAAGAGGAGGCUACCAAAUCUGCUGAUAAGCCAGUAGCAUUUUUAGCCACUCAAGCAACUAUUGCAGAAGUAGAAUCACAACUUACGGAAAAUAUAGCCGAAACCAUACCAAAAGUUUUUGAACAAGGCAUUUCCAUGGAAAGUACAGACACCAUUUCACCGUUGAUAGAAAAAACUAAAGUUGAAGAAAGUCCAAGGAUCGUUGCAGUGGACUCGGUAUUAACAGAUUCUGAUGAAACAGCUGUUAGACAGCAAGCAGUAAAUGAGAGUAAGAGUGAAUUCAUCGUCGAUGAAAAAAUAGUUGAAGUUGCUGUUGUAGUAAACACAGAAGAUAUUCCCGUAAAAGACGUUCGAGAGGAUACCGAUCAUCUAGCAACCAACGAGAGUGUGGAAAAACAUGACGAUGAAGUUAAGGACACAGCUAUAAUUGACAAAGAAAUCGAAAGAUCAGCGCCGACUUCUGAUACACUCAUACAACUCCUUGAAGAAUACAUAUCCGAAGAUUUCGUAAAAGCUCUAGAUAAGAUGUCUGUUGUACCGAAAACUGAAGAGCUAAAACAGUCAUUGCACGUUGCGUAUCAGCUACGUGAUAGUAUUGCAGCUAAGCAGGAGAGUACCGCUGCGGAAACUGUUAGCGAACUAAACAACAUCGCAAUAAAUGAGCAAAUUCAGUUGGCGCAACAGUUGCAGAGUGCUCUAACUGCACUACAAGUAAUCGUUCUCUAUAAUGCCCCUCAAUUGGCUCCUGUGAUAGGAGAUCAAGUAUUACAGCGCGUGGCAGAAGUCGCCACUCAGCUGCACGAGAAUCUUGUUACAGCCAUUACUGCAACGCAAGUCGCAGCGCAGCAAGCAGAUUUCGCAUAUGAUGAAACACAGCAAGUAAUGCAUAAGAAACAAAUUACAGUUGAUACGUUGCCUAUUACGGCAGGACAUGAAGAAAAACCGACGGAAUCGGGUAAAACGAUUACAAUGGGUGAUGAAUUAAUUCUCAAAGCCCAGGUUACAGAAACUACCUCGGAGCCAGUUGCAUCAUUGACUAUUGUAUCGGAAAAAGCAUUUAUGUUGGAAGGGGAAUCACAAGUAAACGAAGAUGCCAAAGAAACUGCAACUGUCGUUUUCGAACAAGUUGCUUGUAUUGAAAAUAUUGAUAAUGCUACUGUAGUGGAAAUGAAACAAAUGGUGGAUGAAAAUAUUCCCACUGAAUGCGUAGCCAUGGAGUUCGAUUCGAAAGUAUUAGUACCUACGGAAACAGUUGUGCCAACACAACAAAAAGUUGCAAUAGAUGAGGUAAAGAGCGCAGUCGCCGACGAUAACAAAGCGAAAGAAAUUAUCGUUGUGCUGGAAAACGAAGCUACUUUGCAAGACAGUGAGAAUCUUGAAUUUGAUAAUAACAAAGUAACCAGCUAUAUUAUUAGUGAAGACGAAGUAAAAGAUUCGGCAAAAUCUGAUGAAGUGGUCGAAGUUUCGGCGUUCAUAAUUGAUGUACUUUUACGUCAUAUCGAUGAAUACUUAUGCGAAGAAUUAGUGGAGUCGUUAAAAAAGUUGUCUGUAACAGCAAAAACUGAAGAUAUAAAACAAUCAGUGCAUAUGGCGGGUGAGCUACGUGACAGUAUUGUAGCUAAUCAGAAGAGUGCAACCGCAGAGUUGAGCGGCCAGGUGACUGACGCUGUGAAAAAUGAACAAAUUCUGUUAGCACAACGUCUUCAGAGUGCGCUUUCUACUGUAAAAGUACUUGUUCUAGAUCAGGCACCCGACCUCGCGACUGCGAUUAGUGAUCAAACAUUGCAGCGCGUAGUUGAAGUCGCCACUCGUUUACACGAAGACCUUGCUGCAGUAGUUACUUCAGCGCAAGUUGUAUUACAACAGUCAGAUAUUGCAAAUUGUGAAACCCAACAAGAAACCCUUAAAGAAUCGGAUGAAAAGGCGGUUCUUCAUGAAACAAUUGAAAAAGAAGUCGUACUUGGAAAGUUCGCUACAGAAACGGCCGUGGAGCCAGUUGCAUCAUUGGCCGCUAAGUCGGAAAAUGUAGUUGUACUAGAAGCGGAACCACAACUUAAAGGUGAUGCUACAGAAACUACAGCCGAGCAAGUUGCAUCUAUGGACAGUACUGACAAUGAUGGCAUUGUAGAAAUGAAACAAUCAGUAGACGAAAUGAUUUCCACUGCAUGUGUAGAAGUGAGUAAAGUGAAGACAAUGGAGUUGAACUCAGAAGUAUUAGUACUUACGGAAUCGUUUAUACCUACACAGCAACAAGUUGCAAUAGAUGAAACAAAAUGCGUAGUCAUCGACAAUGUUCCGCUGAAAACUGAAGUAUCUUUGGAUGAAAAUGUCUAUCUCGAAGCUUCUCAUACGGAAGCACUAACAACGUCAUUGACUGAUGACGAUAUUAGUGCAGAUGAAGUAAAGGAUUCUACAAAAACAGUAAAAGCGAUCGACGUUUCAGCGCCGCCAACUGAUACACUUCUGCACCAUCUUGAGGAAUACCUAUCGGAAGAAUUGGUGGAAGCGUUAGACAAGCUAUCGGAAGUAGGGAAGAUUGAAGAGUUUAAACAGUCAGUACAAGUAGCGAGCGAGUUACGUGACAGUAUUGUAGCUAAUUUAAAUAUUGUGCUUGCGGAGCCGAGCGACCAGAUAAGCGGCGCUGUUAAAAGUGAGCAAGGUUUAUUGAUGCAGCAGCUACGGACAGCUCUUUCUGCGUUACAAGUACUGGUUUUGGAUCAUGCACCCGAAAUUACUCCUGUGGUGAGCGAGCGAGCAUUGCAGCGCGUAGCAGAAGUCACCAAUCAGCUUCACGAUGACCUUUCUAGAAUUGUUACCGUAGCGCAAGUCGCACAAACAGACAUUGCAAACUGUGAAAUCGAGCAAGAAAUCCUUAACGACUCGUUUAUGCUUGAAAAUUCGUCUAUAUUGACAGGACAGGAAGGAAAACCGGCAGUUGUUCAUGAAACGACUGCAUUUGAAAAAGAAGUAGUACUCGAAGAGCAGGCUACAGAAAUUGCCUUGGAGCCAGUUGCCUCAUUGGCUGCCAAAAUGGAAAACCUGGUUAUUCUGGAAGCAGAAUCACAAUUAAAAGAUGAUGCCAAAGGAACUGAAAUCUCCGUGCAAGUAGCGAGCGAAUUACGUGACAGUAUUACGUCUAAUUUGAAAAUCGUGUCUGAGGAGUCUAGUAGGCAGAUAAGAUGCGCCGUACAAACUCAACAACUUCCGUUAGUGCAGCAGCUGCAGAGUGGUCUUUAUGCGCUACAAUUGCUGCUUCUAGAUCAUGCACCCGAACUUCCUCCUGUGAUUGGUGAUCAAGCACUGCAGCAUGUGGCAGAAGUGGCCGCUCAGCUUCACGAUGACCUUGCUACAUUUGUAGCCGUAGCGCAAGUCGCACAAACAGACAUUGCAAAUUGUAAAACCAAGCAGGAAAUCCGUAAAGACUCGAUUAUGCUUGAAAAUUUGUGUAUAAUGACAGAACAGGAAGGAAAACCGGCAGUUGUUGAUGAAACGACUGCAUUUGAAAAAGAAGUAGUACACGAAGAGCAGGCUACAGAAACUGACGUGGAGCCAGUUGCCUCAUUGGCCGCCAAAACGGAAAGCCUAGUUAUUCUGGAAGCAGAAUCACAACUAAAAGAUGAUGCCAAAGGAACUGAAAUUGUCAUUUUUGAACAACUUUCUUCUGUGGACACAAAACAAACAAAAGAUGAAACUAUUUCUGCUGAAUGUGUAGCAGUGAGUAAAUUGGAAACCAUGACGUUGGACUCAGAAAUAUUAGUACCUACGGAAACGUUUGUAGACACAGAGCAACCAGUUGCAAUAAACGGCACAAAGGCCGUAGUCAUCGACAAUGACAAAGUGGAAAACGUUGGUGUUUUACUAAAAACAGAAGUCACUUUGAAUGAAAAUGUCAACCUUGAAGCUCCUAAUAAUGAAGCCGCCACUAAUAUUGUUAGUGAAGACGAAGUAAAAAUAUCAGCUAAGUCUGACAAAGUGGUCGAAAUUUCAGCGACGAUAACUGAUAAGUUAUCAGAAGUAGGGAAGACUGAAGAGUUUCAACAGUCAGUACUAAUAGCGAACGAGUUAUGUGACAGCAUUACGUCUAAUUUGAAAAUCAUGGCUGAGGAGUCUAGUAGGCAAAUAAGAGGCGCCGUACAAACUGAACCAGUUCCGUUGGCGCAGCAGCUGCAGAGUGGUCUUUAUGCGUUACAAAUGAUAUUUCUAGACCAUGCACCCGAACUUCCUCCUGUGAUUGGUUAUCAAGCAUUGCAGCGCGUGGCAGAAGUCGCCACUCAGCUUUACGAUGACCUUUCUACAGUUGUUGCCGAAGCGCAAGUAGCAUUACUACAAACGGGCAUUGCAAAUUGUAAAACCGAACAAGAAAUUCUUAAAGACUCGUUUGAAAAUUCGUCUACAAUGUCAGGAAGGAGUCAGGAAGGAAAACCAACAGUUCAUGAAACAACUAAAUUUAAAAAAGAAAUGGUACUCGAAAAGCAUGCUACAGAAACUGACUUGGAGACAGUUGCUUCAUCGUCUGUCAAAACGGAAAACGUGGUUAUUCUGGAAGUGGAAUCACAACUUAAAGAUGGUGUCAAAAAAACUGAAGAAGUCAGUUUUGAACAAGUUGCUUAUAUAGACAGCGUUGACAAUGCUGCUAUUGUGGAAAUAACACAAACAGAUGAUGAAACUAUUUCCGCUAAAAAUGUAGCAGUGAGUAAAGUGGAAACCAUGACGUUGGACUCAGAUGUAAUAAUACCUACGGAAACGUUUGUAGCCACAGAACAUCAUGUUGUAAUAGACGACACAAAAGGCGUAAUCGUCAACGAUGACAAAAUGAAAGAAGUUGAUGUUUUACUGAAAACUGAAGCUACUUUGGAUGACAAUGUCAACCUUGAAGUUUCUAAUAAGGAAGCAGCCUGUGAUGUCAUUGGUGUCGAUGUACUAAAAGACCCUACAAAAUAUUUAAAAGCGAUCGAUGUUUCAUCGCCGACAGUUGAUACACUUUUACACCAUCUCGAGGAAUACAUAUCGGAAGAAUUGGUAGACACUUUAGAUAAGUUAUCAGAAGUAGGUAAAGCUGAAGAGUUUAAACAGUCAGUGCAAGUAGCGAGCGAGUUACGUGACAGCAUUGUAGCUAAUUUAAAUAUUGUGACUGCAGAGCCGAGCAACCAGAUAAGCGGCGCUGUAAAAAGACAGGAAGGAAAACCGGCAGUUGUUCACGAAACAAUCACAUUUGAAAAAGAAGUAGUACUCGAAGAGCAGGCUACAGAAACUGACGUGGAGCGGAUUGCCUUAUUGGCUGCUAAAACGGAAGAUGUGGUUAUUCUGGAAAUAGAAUUACAACUAAAGAAUUAUAUCAAAGAAACUGGAGAUGUCAGUUUUGAACAAUUUUUUUAUAUUGAUAGUGCUAACAAUGCUGCUAUUGUGGAAAUGAAACAAACAGAAAACAAAACUAUUUCCGCUGAAAGUGUGGCAUUGAGUACAGUAGAAACCAUGACGUCAGACGUGUUAGUACCUAAGAAAACGUUUGUAGCCACAGAGCAACAAGACAUAAUACACGACAAAAAAGGCGUAGUGAUCGACGAUGCUAAAGUGAAAGAAAUUGAUGUUUUUCUGAAAAUAGAAAUUACUUUGGAUGACAAUGUCAACCUUGACGCCUCUAAUAAGGAUGCAACCGGUGAUAUCGUUAGUGUCAAUGAAGUAAAGAACUCUGCAAAAUCUAUAAAAUUGUUCGAUGUUUCAUCGCCUGCAACUGAUACACUCCUACAUCAUCUUGAGGAAUACAUAUCGAAAGAAUUGGUGGAAGCGUUAGAUAAGUUAUCCGAAGUAGCGAAGACUGAAGAGUUUAAACAGUCAGUGCAAGUAGCGAGCGAAUUACGUGACAGCAUUGUAACUAAUGUAAAUAUUGUGGCAGCGAAGCCGAGUGACCAGAUAAGCGGCGCUGUAAAAAGUGAACAAGGUCUAUUGGUGCAGCAGCUACAGACAGCUCUUUCUGCUUUACGAGUACUGGUUUUGGAUCAUGCACUGGAACUUACUCCUGUGGUCAGCGAGCGAGCAUUGCAACGCGUGGCAGAAGUCGCCACUCAGCUUCACGAUAACCUUUCUACAGUUGUUGCCGUAGCGCAAGCCGCACUACUACAAACAGACAUUGCAAGUUCUGAAAUCGAGCAAGAAAUCCGUAAAGACUCAUUUAUGCUUGAAAAUACGUCUAUAAUGACAGGACAGGAAGGAAAAUCGGCAGUUGUUCAUAAAACAAGUACAUUCGAAAAUGAAGUAGUACUCGAGGAGCAGACUGCAAGUACUGACGUGGAACCAGUUGUUUCAAUGGGCGCCACAACGAAAAACGUGGUUAUUCUGGAAGCGGAAUCACACAUAAAAGAUGAUGCCAAAGAUACUGGUUUCGUCGGCUUUGAAUACGUUGCUUCUUUGGGCAGUGCUGACAAUGCUUCUAUAACGGACACGAAACAAACAGAGGAAGAAACUAUUUUCGCUGAAAGUGUAGCAUUAAGUAAAGUGGAAACCAUGACGUUGGACUCAGAUGUAUUAGUAUCUACGGAAGCGUUUGUAGUCAAAGAGCAAGAAGUUGCAAUAGACGACACAAAGAGCGUAGUCGUCGACGAUGACAAAGAAAAAGACGUUGGUGUUUUGCUAAAAACAAAAGCUACUAUGGAUGAUAAUGUCAAAUUUGAAGCUCCUAAUAAUGAAGCAGCCAGUAAUGUUAUUAGUGCGAAUGCAGUAAAAGGCUCAAUAAAAUCUAACAAAGUAGUCGAACUUUCAGCGCCGAGAACUGAUACACUUUUACACCAUCUCGAGGAAUACAUAUCGGAUGAAUUGGUGGAAGCGUUAGAUAAGUUAUCGGUAGUAGGGAAUACUGAAGAGUUUAAACAGUCAGUGCAAAUAGCGAGUGACCUACGCGAGAGCAUUGUGUCUAAUUUGAAAAUCGUGGCUGAAGAGCGUAGUGGCCAGAUAUUUGGAGUUGUACAAACUGAACAAGUUCCGUUGGUGCAACAACUGCAGCGUGCUCUUUCUGCGUUGCAAGUACUGGUUCUAGAUCAUGCACCCGAAUUUGCUCCUAUGAUUGGCGAUCAAGCAUUGCAGCGCGUGACUGAAGUCGCCACUCAGCUUCACGAUGACAUUUCUACAGUUGUUGCCGAAGUGCAAGUCGCAUUACUACAAACGGGCAUUGCAAAUUGUAAAACCGAACAAAAAAUUCUUAAAGACUCGUUUGAAAAUUCGUCUACAAUGUCAGGAAGGAGUCAGGAAGGAAAACCAACAGUUCAUGAAACAAUCACGUUUGAAAAAGAAGUAGUACUCGAAGAGCAGGCUACAGAAACUGACGCGAAGCCAAUAUCCUCAUUGGUUGUCAAAACGAAAAACGUGGCUAUUCUUGAAGCGGAAUCACAACUAAAAGAUUAUGCCAAAAAAACUGAACACGUUAGUUUUGAAGAAGUUGCUUAUAUAGAUAGUGCUGACAAUGCUGCUAUUGUGGAAGUAAAACAAACAGAAGACGAAACUAUUGAAACUGCUAAAAGUGUAGCAGUGAGUAUAGUGGAAACCUUGAUAUUGGAGUCAGACAUAUUAGCACCCACAGAAAUGUUUGUGGACACAGAGCAACACGUUGCAAUAGACGACACAAAAGACAUAGUCUUUAGCGAUGACAAAACGAUGAUGAAAACAGAAGUUACUUUGAAUGACAAUGUCAACCUUAAAUCUUCUAAUAUGGAACCAGCGUGUGAUGUUGAUGAAAUAAAGGACUCUUUAAAAUCUGUAAAAGCGAUCGAUGUUUCUUCGCCGACAACUGAUACACUCCUACACCAUCUCGAGGAAUAUAUAUCGAAAGAAUUGGUGGAAGCGUUAGAUAAGUUAUCAGAAGUAAGGAAGACUGAAGAGUUUAAACUGUCUGUGCAAAUAGCGAGCGAGUUACGUGACAGAAUUGUAGCCAAUUUGAGUAUUGUGACUGCGGAGCCGAGCAACCAGAUAAGCGGCGCUGUAAAAAGUGAGCAAAGUCUAUUGGUACAGCAGCUACAGAUAGCUCUUUCCACGUUACAAGUACUGGUUUUGGAUCAUGCACCCGAACUUACUCCUGUGGUCAGCGAUCGGGUAUUGCAGCGCGUGGCAGAAGUCGCCACUCAGCUUCACAACGACCUUUCUACAGUUAUUGCUGUAGUGCAAAUGGCUCUACCACAAACGGACAUUGCAAAUUGUGAAUCUGUGCAAGAAAUCUUUAAAGAUUUGUUUAUGCUUGAAAAUUCGUCUUUAAUGACAGGACAGGAAGGAAAACCGGCAGUUGUUCACGAAACGACUACAUUUGACAAAGAAGUAGUACUCGAAGAGCAGGCUACGGAAACUGACGUGGAGCGGGUUACCUUAUUGGCUGCCAAAACGGAAAAUGUGGUUAUUCUGGAAGCGGAAUCACAACUAAAAGCCGACGCCAAAGAAACUGGAAUCGUCAGUUUUGAACAAGUUGCUUCUUUGGAUAGUACUGACAGUAUUGCUAUUGUGGAAAUGAAACAAAUGGUACACUUAGUACCUACGGAAACGUUUACAGCCAUAGAGCAACAACUUGCAGUAGGUGAAACAAAGGGCGUAGUUGUCGACGACGAUAAACUGGAGAAGGAAGAAGUUGGUGUUCUUCUGAAAAAAGAAGUCAUUUUACAAGAAUGUGUAACCCUUGAAGGACAUAAUAACGAAGCAGCUAGUAAUAUUAUUGGUGAGAAUGAAGUAAAAGGCUUAGCACAAUCUGACAAAGUGGUCGAAGUUUCAUCGCCGACAACUGAUACACUGUUACACCAUCUCGAGGAAUACUUAUCGGAAGAAUUGGUGGAAGCGUUCGAUAAGUUAUCGGCGCUAGGGAAAAUUGAAGAGUUUAAACAGUCAGUGCGCGUAGCGGGCGAGCUACGUGAAAGCAUUAUAACCAAUCAGGCCAUUAUAUCUGCCGAACCAAGUGGCAAGAUAAGUAGCACCUUAAAAGAAGAGCAGAUUCCAUUGGCACAGCAGCUGCAGAGCGCACUUUCUGCGCUACAAGUGAUGGUUCUUGAUCACGCAGAGGAACUUGCGCCCGUGAUCGGUGAUCAAACUUUACAACGCGUGGCUGCACUCUUCACUCAGCUUCACGAGCAAAUUGCAGGCCUACAGGCAGAUUUUACUAAUUCUGAAAACAAGCACGAAAUCCUUAAGGAAUUAAUUAAGGAUGACAAGUCGACUAUAAGGACAAUACAAGAUGAUAAAUCGAAAGCAUUUGAUAAAUCCGUUACGUUUAAAAAUGAAGUAGCUCUUUCAAAAGAGCAGGCUACAGAAACUGUCGUGGAGCCAGUUACGUCAUUGGCUACUAAAUUGGAAAACGUAAUUGUGCUGGAAGCGGAGUCACACCUAAAUACUGUUACAAAAUUGGAAGACGAAAUUAAAGACUCUACAAUGACAGAUGUUGAAGUCAAAGUUGAAACGCCGACGGAUACACUCUUACAGCACCUUGAAGAAUAUGUAUCAGGUGACGUAUUGCAAGCACUAGAUAGGUUGUCGGUAGAAGCGAACGCUGAAGAGUUGAAACAGUCGGUGCGUAUUGCCUGUGAGCUGCGGGAGUGCAUUGUGCACAGCCAACACUGUGUGGACACUGAAAUUUGUACCGAGCAGGGUAACCACUCGCGAUGUGAGCAGAUGCAGAUAGCGCAGCACCUACAAAACACCUUGACAGCGCUACAGGUACUGGUAAAAGAUUGCUCACAUGAUCUCACUGUGAUUAGCGGUAAUGCGUUACAGAAAAUUGCUAAAGUCGCUGGUGAGCUCCAAGAUGACCUUACUUUAUUCGUUGCUGUAGUAAAACAAGCAGAGAUCGGAAAUGAGAUCGAGCAAGAACAAGAACGUGUUCGGAAAUUGGGCAAUGAAUACAUUAAACAAGAAGAUAAAGUAACAAUUUCCGAAGAACUAGUUUCCUCUGAAAAUGACAUAGCAGGUAACAAGCAGGCUAUUGAAACCAUUGUUCCACUGAUGAGCGUUGUGCUUGAUGAAGCAGUCAAUGUCGAAGCGGAAACUCCUUUUAGAGAAGAUAAAGAGGAAAAUACAGCCUUAGUUAUCGAACAAGAUACUUUCAUUGAAAACAUCUCCUCUGCUGCCAAUGAAAUAGCCCAAUCGACGGAUAAAACUAUGGCUGCUGAUGAACGAGUAGCGGUCAGUGGAGUGGAAGCAGCGAAAUUCCAAUCAGAGGAAUUAGUUCCUCCUAAGACAGUUGAUGUACAAGACAACAUGAAGAACCUAAUCGGCGAUGAUAAAUUAGCAGAAUUUGGUGCAGCUGUGGGGACUGAAACUGUUCAUGUACAAAUUGCUCAAUGUGAGGGUGCAGAUUUGGCAGUAGCCAGUGAAGUUAUUCAUAAAGAAGGGGUGAUUCCAACUCAAGUUAUAGUUGCUGAACAAAGCCUCAUAAGACAUAUAGAAGAAUUAAUUUCUACCGAAACAUUGGAAGCAGUGGACAAAUUAUCCGCUCUACCCAACUUUGAAGAGCUAAAGGUAUCUUUAAACGUUGCAAAAGAAUUGCGGGAUACCAUUGCUGCAAUUGAAGUCCUCACUGGUUCUGAGGAAACUGUUGCUGUAGCGGAAGAGGCACGAAUCGAACAAGCAAAGCUUGAAAACAAAUUGCAGGAUAUUCUAACUUACGUACAAGUUCUUGCAUUUGACACGGUAGAAGAAGUUUCUCCAAGCAUCGAUCCGGAGCUUAUACAAAAAGUUGCAGAUUUAGUCACGCAUUUGCAAGAAGAUUUAAUAAGCGCUACAGCUGUUAAAACUGAUAGAGUGACAUCUGUCACUGAACUGGAUUCUAUGCAGCGGCUUGAAAGCUUGUUACAAGACGUCAGCGAAAAAAUUAAUAUAUCAUCAGAAGGCAGGUCUGCUGAAGAUAAUGAGAUCCUACGAGAUUCUCUGGAAGAAGUACAAACGGUCAUCAUUAAGCUCAAGAGAGAUACUGAUGGUUCUACUGAUGACACUCUCAAUGAAACUCUUGAGGAUUUAGAGUGCAAUGUGAGGAGUGUUCAAUUACAAAUCAAUGAAGAAAGCCCCCCGGAACUGUUGCAAGAGGCUUGUGCUACUCUUCAGCUGUUAGCAAAAAAUAUGACUACAACUCAAGAGGAACAAGCUUACAAAACUGUAGCGAAGGAAACUAAGCCUCAAAACACGCUAGAAAAAUGUUCACUUGAGACACAAGAAACAGUAAAUCUUUUAGAAGAUGCAUCUAAGUUUGAAACGAAAGGUCAAAGUCAACUCAAUGAUAUUGUUUCUAAUCUUAAUAAUGUCAAGGAUAUUCUAAAGACGCUACGUGUAAGCUUUUUAAGUGAUGCGGAUACACUUAUUGAGAAAGGCGUAGAAGUUUCUCAAUGUUUGAAUCAAAUAGAAGACAAGGUAUUUUCUUUAGAGAAGGACAUCGAAUCAGAAGCGAACUUGUCACCUAUCAUAAAAGAAAACAUUUUAUUAGCAGUACAUUCUGUUUACGGCAGCAUCUCUAAUAUGCGCAGUACUAUUUCCAGUAUACAAAAACAGUAUAUGUACGAAAAUUAUGGAAAACCUUCAGAAUUAUUUCUUCGAUCCAUAAAGAAUGUUACAACAAUAUCUCAAGCUGAUGAACAUGCCAUGCAUAAAUCUGAUUGGAAAAAGUUUUCAAAGUCUUUGAGGAACGCGUUGAAUCAUUUUGAGGAUGUUAAAUUCUAUGUUAAUCUUGAUAAGACCGCGAGGCUACCAAGUGACGCAGCGUUUACUAAAAUUAUUUUAGAGGAACUAAAAACCAAUAUCCGUGAAUGUGUGUUACCCCGUGUAGCAGUUAUAGAUCCUUCACUAUCCAUAAAUGCUCACGUCGCUUUAAAUUAUAUAGAUAGCUACCUAGGUUCUAUCGAAUCCAGACAAACUUUAGAAGUAAAAGAGAAAAUUCCAAUAUUUAAAAAUAUUGCAUCAAAAAUUCUUGUGAUUACUGAGUCUUUCAAAGAUAAAAUAGAAGCAAAAGAAACAGGUGCUGAAGAAGACAAAAUCGAAUCAAAUGAUGAAAAGAUGAUCGAAGAAACAAGUAAAAGUAAAGAAAUGGAACAUCCAACAGAUGAGACUGUUCAAAAGAAACAGGAAGAAGUUAUGGAAUCUAAAGCAAAUCUUUUAAUAGAGAAAGUAAAAGAGGAUGCUGAUACCGUGGCUCUACAAAAAGAGGAGGAAAGGGCCAAAGAUAGGGGUGAAAAUGAAAUGCACAAAGCACAGAAAGAGAAAUGGGAGUCUGAAGCUAAAAGCAGUGAUAAGGAGAAAGAAGUUGAAACAGCAUCUACAAUAAAUAAAGAAGUAAAACUUGAGUCUGAUAAAGAACACAAUAAAAGUGAAAUUGAAAGUAAAAAAGAAGAGGUAGAUGAGAGUACUUUAAUACGGAAAAAAGAAGCUGAAUUGAAAACAAAAAAAGAAAUGAAUGAGUCUGAACCUAAGAAAGAUCAGGCUGAAACUGAAACUCAAGCCAAAGAAUUAAAUGAUGACGCCAAAGAAAAAGAAGAAAAUGAAGGGAUCGAAUCGAUUGCAAAAAAAGCUGACAAAGAAAUGGCUGAUGUGAAGAUACGAGAAAUAGUUAAACUUGAACACAAGACAGAAAUUGAAGAUGCUACAGCAACUACGUCAAAAGAAAAUACUGAAGCCCGUGCAAAAAUAGAAAACGAGAAAGUUGAUGCUAAAGUUAGUAAAGACAUUAAAAAAGUUGAAAAAAAUAUUGCUGAAGAAGAAGAAAAGCGAGGUGAUAUAGAGAAAGAAAGCGACGAAGCUGAAAUCAAGAUCAAAGUAAAGAAGGAGUCUGAAGGCGAAAUCAAAUUUGAAAAAGAACAGAAGGACGUUGAAAUUAAGGCCAAGAAAGAAAAGGAGGACACUGAAGCUAAAGCCAAACAACAAAAGGAAGAAUCUGAAGACACAGUCAUUAAUGAAAAAGACGAAGCUAUAAACGAGGAGAAAGAAACUGAAACCAAAGCCACUAAAGACAAGGAGGACGCUGAAACCAAAGACCAUGAAAAAAAGCAAGAGGCAGAAACCGAAUUUAAAAAAGAAGAGACUGACGCCAAAGCUUUAGAAGAAGAGGAGGCUGUAGCCGAACACUUUCUUAAAAGUAAAGAGGCUGAUGCUAAGGCUAAAGAUAUGGAAAAAGAUCAAGUGAAAGCCGAAAAAGAAAAGGUUCCUGGAGCCAAAGCUUUAGAAGAACAACAGGGGGAUGUUGAAAUAGCCAAGAAAGCCAAGAAAGAAAAGGAGGACGCUGAAGCUAAAGCCGAACAAGAAAAAGAGAAUGAAGCCAAAUGUAACCAAGAAAAAGAGGAAAAAGAAGUCGUAGCCCAUGCUACAAUCGAGAAGGAGAAGGCUGAAACUAAAGUAAAAAAAGAAAUAGAGGAGGCUGAGGUUAACAUAAAAAAAGAACAGGAUGAAGUUGAUACAAAAGCCAAGAAAGAAAAAGAAGAAGCUGGAGAUACAAGUAUUCAUGAAAAAGAGGAAGCUGAAAUUAAAGCACAGAAAGAAAAAGAAGAAGUUAAAGACAAGGCUGAGAAAGAAAUAGAAGUUGCUGAAACCCAAGCCAAUAUAGAGAAGGAAGAAGCUGAAGCCAAAGUCAAGGAAGAAAAAGCUGAUGCCGAAGCUAAAGAGGAAACAGAAGCUAAAGCUAAAAAAGAAAAGGACGAUGCUGAGGCUAAAGCGAAAAAAGAAAAUGAAGAAACUGAAGCUAAAGCCCAGAAAGAAAAAGAGGAUGCAGAAGCCAAGAUUAAGAAAGAAAAUGAGGAAGUUGAAGCUAGAGCUAAAAAAGAAAAAGAAGAGGUUAAAAAGGAAAAAGAGGAUGCUGAAGCAAAAGCAACAAAAGAAAAGGAAGAGGCUGAGGCUAAUGUGAAAAAAGAAAAGGAAGAAGCUGAGACUAAGGCGAAAAAAGAAAAGGAAGAAGCUGAAGCUAAAGCCCAGAAAGAAAAAGAGGAUGCUGAAGCCAAGAUUAAGAAAGAAAAGGAGGAAGCUGAAGCUAAAGCUAAAAUAGAAAAGGAAACGGCUAAGGCUAAAGCGAAUAAAGAAAAGGAAGAAGCUGAAGCUAAAGCCCAGAAAGAAAAAGAGGACGCAGAAACCAAGGUUAAGAAAGAAAAGGAGGAAGCUGAUGCCAAGAGUAAGAAAGAAAAAGAGGAAGCUGAAGCCAAAGCUAAAAAAGAAAAGGAAGAAGCUGAAGCUAAAGCGAAAAAAGAAAAAGAAGAAGCUGAAGCUAAAGACCAGAAGGAAAAAGAGGAUGUUGAAGCCAAGAUUAAGAAAGAAAAGGAGGAAGCUGAAGCUAAAGCUAAAAUAGAAAAGGAAACGGCUAUAGCUAAAGCGAAAAAAGAAAAGGAAGAAGCUGAAGCCAAAGCCCUGAAAAAAAAAGAGGACGCAGAAGCCAAGAUUAAGAAAGAAAAGGAGGAAGCUGAUGCCAAGAGUAAGAAAGAAAAAGAGGAAGCUGAAGCCAAAGCUAAAAAAGAAAAGGAAGAAGCUGAAGCUAAAGCGAAAAAAGAAAAAGAAGAAGCUGAAGCUAAAGCCCAGAAGGAAAAAGAGGAUGCUGAAGCCAAGAUUAAGAAAGAAAAGGAGGAAGCUGAAGCUAAAGCUAAAAUAGAAAAGGAAACGGUUGAGGCUAGAGCGAAAAAAGAAAAGGAAGAAGCUGAAGCUAAAGCCCAGAAAGAAAAAGAGGACGCAGAAGCCAAGGUUAAGAAAGAAAAGGAGGAAGCUGAUGCCAAGAGUAAGAAAGAAAAAGAGGAAGCUGAAGCCAAAGCUAAAAAAGAAAAGGAAACAGCUGAGGCUAAGGCGAAAAAAGAAAAGGAAGAAGCUGAAGCUAAAGCCCGGAAAGAAAAAGAGGAUGCUGAAGCCAAGAUCAAGAAAGAAAAGGAGGAAGCUGAAGCUAAAGCUAAAAUAGAAAAGGAAAUGGCUAAGGCUAAAGUGAAAAAAGAAAAGGAAGAAGAUGAAGCUAAAGCCCAGAAAGAAAAAGAAGACGCAGAAGCCAAGAUUAAGAAAGAAAAAGAGGAAGCUGAAGCCAAAGCUAAAAAAGAAAAGGAAACAGCUGAGGCUAAGGCGAAAACAGAAAAGGAAGAAGCUGAAGCUAAAGCCCGGAAAGAAAAAGAGGAUGCUGAAGCCAAGAUUAAGAUAGAAAAGGAGGAAGCUGAAGCUAAAGCUAAAAUAGAAAAGGAAACAGCUAAGGCUAAAGCGAAAAAAGAAAAGGAAGAAGCUGAAGCUAAAGCCCAGAAAGAAAAAGAGGACGCAGAAGCCAAGAUUAAGAAAGAAAAGGAGGAAGCUGAUGCCAAGGUUAAGAAAGAAAAAGAGGAAGCUGAAGCAAAAGCUAAAAAAGAAAAGGAAGAAGCUGAAGCUAAAGCCCAGAAAGAAAAAGAGGAUGCUGAAGCCAAGAUUAAGAAAGAAAAGGAGGAAGCUGAAAAUAAAGCUAAAAUAGAAAAGGAAACGGCUAAAGCUAAAGCGAAAAAAGAAAAAGAAGAAGCUGAAGCUAAAGCCCUGAAAGAAAAAGAAGACGCAGAAGCCAAGAUUAAGAAAGAAAAGGAGGAAGCUAAAGCUAAGAAAGAAAAGAAAGAGACUGAUGCUAAAGCGAAAAAAGAAAAGGAAGAAGCUGAAGCUAAAGCCCAAAAAGAAAAAAAGGACGCAGAAGCCAAGAAUAAGAAAGAAAAGAAGGAAGCUGAAGCUAAAGCUAAAAGAGAAAAGGAAGAGGCUGAGGCGAAAGCAAAAAAAGAAGCUGAAGUUAAAGCCCAGAAAGAAAAAGAGGACGCUGAAGCGAAGAUUAAGAAAGAAAAGGAGGAAGCUGAAGCCAAUGCUAAAAAAGAAAAGAUGGAGGUUGAAGCUAAAGCUAAGAAAGAAAAGGAACACGCUGAAUUGAAAGCCAAAAAAGAAAAGGAGGAUAAUGAAAGUAAAGAGAAAAAAAAAAGGGAUGAGGCUAAAGCCAAGCAAGAAAAGAAGGAAGCUGAAGAAAAAGCUAAUAAUGAAAGGGCCGAAGCUGAAGCAAAAAUAAAAAAAGAGAAGGAAGAAGCUGAAGCUAAAGUCCAGAAAGAAAAAGAAAAGGAGGAAAAUGAAUCUAAAAAAGAAAAAGAAGAGACAGACGCUAAAGCGAUAAAAGAAAAGGAAGUGGCUAUAAUCCAGGACAAGACAGAAAAAGAUAAGGCUGAGGCCAAAACUAAAAAGGAAAAGGAAGAGACUGAAGUCAAGAAAGAUAAAGAGGACGCUGAAGCCAAAAUUAAAAUGGAAAAGGAGGAAAAUGAUGUAAAAGUAAAAAAAGAAAAGAAGGAAGCUAAAGCCAAAGCAAAAAUAGAAAAAGAGGAAGCUGGUACAAAAGUUAAGACUGAAAAAGAGGAUCCUGAUUCUAAAAUUAAAAAAGAAAAAGAAGAGGCUGACGCCAAAGCUCUAAAAGAAAAGGAAGAAAAUGAAACCAAAGGCAAAAUAGAAACGGAGACAGCUGAAUCUGAUGAAAAAGAAAAGAACGAAUGGGUGAAAUCCGAGCUAAGUGACAAAAAGGAUGAAGAAGUAAAACAAGCUAAAGUUAAAGCUGACGCCGAAUGCCAAAAACGGGAAGCAUUUUAUGCUGGUGCCACAGAACGAAAACAGGAGAAAGAAACUGAUUUUACUAUGCCAGAUGCUACGGCGGAAGCUAGGCUUAAAGAGCAAAAAGAAAGUGAAUUGAAAGAUUGGAAUAAUCUGAGUCGAGUAAAGAAAUCCGAUUCUAAAUACAAAACUGUGAACGUAGAAACAAAAUAUAUAAAAGAAAACAGACCAUCAAAAUCUGAUAAAUAUAUUGAAGACGCAUUCAAGGAAAAUGGGGACGACACAAGAAUAAGAAAACAAACCGAAAUCCCAGAAUACGACGAACCAACAACAAGGAGGAAAUUUGAGGGAAAAGAAAAACCAAGGUUUGUCGACCAUAACCACAAAGAUUAUACAAUGGAUUUCGCACGCCCUUCAGCAUACACAGAAAGAUCGUGCGACGAUGCACCUCUUAGUUUAUUUGAGAAAGAUAGGUAUGGUCGUAGUCCUACAAUUUACAAAGCUCAUACAAUUGUACUAGAUUCUCAACUUCGGUCUUCGAUGCCACCCAUUCCUAACAUUACUCGAAAAGAGGAAUCCGAAAGACGAUCAGAAACGAGACACAGAACAAAAGCAGUAAGCGAAGCUCGCAGUGUGCUGUCAGAAAGACGAUCAAGCGUUCCCAGAGAUCUUAAAAGAAAACCGGUCUUUUCGACGUAUUUAACAGAUAGAACAGCCGUUGAAGGAUCUCGUGUGAAACUUACUUGCAGUGUCCUAUGUUCAAGUGAUUCGACUAUAACGUGGUAUAAAAAUGGCGUACCCCUAGAGAACAAAUUAAAAUAUCGGACUAAAUUUGUGGAUGGUUUAAUUACACUGGAGGUUCUCAAUGCUGUGCCAAGUGAUUCUGCAGAAUAUAGUUGUACAGUCGAAAACGAAAAUGGCUCUAUCAAUUCUUCAGCAAAUCUGAAAGUGUACCCCAGUUUUGAAGCUUCUCCUAUUCCACCGACGUUUACGCGCUCUAUCCGAGAUACAUAUCACCUAGCUGAAAAUGAGUUGGUUCUUGAAUGUCGCAUUCGAGGUCAACCUUUACCUACCAUAACUUGGAUAAAAGAUGGUAGACCUGUGGGUAUGAAUGAAAGAUGUCAGGCUUAUUACCUCGCCGACGGAGUUUGCAGAUUAUCCAUUAGUUCACCAACGCCAGACGACAGUGGAACAUAUAUCUGCAAAGCUGAAAACGCAGUAUGGUCAGAUCAGAUAACACACGUUGUAAGCUUUACCGGUAAAGAAAGUCGGUUAAGCCCGAAUAUAGCUACGCUAGAACGGUCUCACUUUCAGAGACAGGUGAUGGAAUCACGGCGGCCACACUUCACCAACGUUCUAACAGAUUAUAAAGUAGUAAGAGGAGGUACUAUCGGUCUUCAGGUUGAAAUUCGAGGGGCUCCUACAAAAGUGGAAUGGUUACAGGAAGGUCGAUCUGUAACAGAUUUAUACAGAAAUGCGCGGACUUUUGUUGAGCAAGGUCUUUACACCCUUGCCUUAACUGAUGUGACAGAGAAGGAGACAGGCUUGUAUACGUGUAGAGCCUGGAGUACUCAUGGGGCUGUUGAUAUGAACGCUGCCAUCACUGUGGUUCAUCCAAAUGAGAUGGAAGGUAGGGCAGCUAUUAUUGUUGGACGUCCAGAGAAAGAUAUUUUGAUUUCAGUCGGAGAAGAUUUAAACAUUUCGUUCAGAGUACAGGGUGAACCAAAACCCAAAGUGACAUUCAUGAAAGGUAUCAAAGACAUAACGAACACUCAGCGCGUCUGCAAAAUGACAUCUGAUGAUUACGUAAAAUUUACAGUAAAAAGGUCUGUGGUCACAGAUGCAGGUACCUACUGUAUUCUCGCAAGAAACGCGUAUGGCUGCGACAGAGCUUUCGUUACGGUUGAGGUGCGACAAAGAGCUUCUUCUGAAAACUUAAUAACAGAUUGGACGUACCCGAUGGAAGAUUCAGCUUUGUCUGCAGUUGAACGCCAAUACAAAUCUGUGCCCGAACGCAUCCCGGGCGUUCCGACUGUUGUCGAUGUUGGGAACAAUUGGGCCUCAAUAGCGUGGCCCAAGCCGGACAGCCGCGCUACCGCACCCGUGCUGGCCUACAAAGUAGAGAGCUGGCUGCUCGGUAAAGAAGGCGGCGCACGUUGGGUGGAGCUUGGCAUCACGCCCCUGAACUCCUUUGACGCGUUCAACCUCAAACAAGGCGAGGAAUAUCAUUUCCGUGUCACUCCGAGGAACAGAUACGGGUGGGGCGAGUCAGUGCAGACGUCAUCGCCGGUUGGCGUCGGAUUGGCUGGUGCAUCGCCAGAGUUUGUAGAUAUUCUUCCUGGACAGUUGAAAGUUUUAUUGGGGGAGACAGCAACUCUCAGUUGCAGUGUUAAAGGAAAACCAAUACCCGAAGUUGUGUGGAUGAAGAACGGACAUGAAAUCGACGACGAAGAAAGGCGAAUGAAGACAUCUUUCAAUGGUUACAAUUGCAGUCUGGUCAUUAAGAACAUUCAGCCGGAAGAUGAGGCGCGGUACAGUUGCGAGGGGUCGAACAAGCACGGCCGCGCCUCGACAUAUGCGCGGGUGGCUGUCGUCACCGAUCGCUUAGUUUGGGAAGCUGACGCUAAGCUCAAAAGAGAGAGGUCAGCAGACGUCCUGGGUGAAUACCCCCCGCAAUUCACGAUGCGGCUCCGAGACCGGCGAGUGCAAGCAACAUACCCGGUACGAUUGACGUGUCAAGUUGUUGGUAAACCAGCGCCUACACUAAUUUGGUUCAAGGAUGGAAUCGAAGUGAAUUUCGAUAGUCGACACACGGCAUCUCAAGACGAGCUGUUUCAUACGCUGGAAAUAGCUCCAACGACAUUAGAAGAUGGUGGGGUAUACGAGGCGAUGGCGCGUAACAGCUGCGGUGCCGUCUCCUGCCGCUGCAGCCUCGUCGUCGACAAGGGUAUCCGCGCUUACGUCGCGCCAGAAUUCUGUUGCGGACUCGAACCGCUCUACCGAUUGCUCGAAGGUGAAGAACUUAGAAUAUCAGCGGUUGUCGAAGCGUACCCCUCUGUAGGAGUGUCGUGGUACCGCGAUGGCGUGCGCCUGCGACCAAGCCGUAGAGCCAUCAUGACACUGGAUCACGACGGGCAGAUCGAACUGGCGCUCGCGUCGGUCACGCCGAGAGACUCCGGGGUCUACACUUGCACCGCCUCCAACGAAGUCGGUCGAGCGUCAACGUCGGGCAAAGUCGAUGUCAUAGAAGGAGACGUUAAGGAGAAAAAGAGAACUCCGCCUGUAGUCAUCAGUCCUGACGUGCCGUAUUCGAAGGAACCAAUGUUCAUCCGUAAGCCGCGGUCAAGCGAAGCGCACGAGGGUGAUACAGUUAUCAUCGCCUGCGAAGUUGUCGGCGAUCCCAAACCUGACGUCUUCUGGCUAAGGGAUUUCCUAAAGCCGGACUAUUACCGCGACGCGUCGCACUUCAAACGCGUAGGCGCAGGCCCCGAGUACCGCUUCGAGAUUCCGCACGCGAAGCUGGACUACACCGGUGCCUACAGCGUCGUCGCCCGUAACGUGCACGGCGAGGCGAAGGCCAUUAUAUCACUGCAGAUCCUCGCUAGGGAUCCCAGUUCAACGGAAGACCACAACGUGAGAUACGGUCGCGUGGAGGUGAUUCCCCGCUUCGAGCGCAACCUGACGGACCUGCUUAGCUAUGACGGCGACGUAGUGGAGUUCGAGUGCCGCGUCUCGGGUAAUCCCGAGCCCGACAUCAGGUGGUUCCACUACAACGAGUUGAUUCGUGAUUGCGAGUACGUGGAGAGCAGUAUGUGCGAUGGCGCGGUGCGACUGCGUAUCAAGCAAGUAACUGCCGACGACGAGGGCAUCUACACCUGCGAGGCGUCCAAUAGCCUCGGCAAGGCAUCAUCCAGCGCCUGCCUCAUCGUCUACCCGCCGGGAGAGCCCAAUACCUUGAGCCAGCGGCUGCGGCGGCCGCCGGCGCUGCUCUCCGCUGCUUCCACCCCUCGUUCCACCCCACGCACAACCCCCGCGCGCUCUGUCUCGCGGGCCAGAACGCCAGUACCAGACAGAAGAUUGCACAGCCCGUCGCGGCAGAUGGCGCCGAAAUUCUAUACGGUACCGUUCAACAAAGUGGUCGAAGAGGGCGAGACGGUGGUGUUCCAGUGUGCAGUCGGCGGCUUGCCCGCACCCUGGGCCAGCUGGGACAAGGACGGUGUCAUAAUCACACCAUCAUCGCGAAUCACAAUAAAGGAAAAGGACGAGAUGCUUAGGAUUCUUGAGAUAGACGAAGUGACGCCGGAUGAUGUGGGAUUGUACCGCAUCACGCUGGAGAAUGAUUUCGGUCAGGUGGAGGCAUCGGCGCGGCUUGAGAUGAUCACUCACGCGGGCAAGUUCUGCGCAGGAGUCAGGGCGUAUUCCGCUUCGCCACGCCGGGCAAUGCGCCGCCACCACUCCCAGCCGCGACAAGACUGAACUUGAGUGACACAAAUGUACUUACAUGGUGGAAAUGUAAGAACUGAAGGAGAACAUCAGAGAUAUAUUUAUAUAUAUAUGUUUAUAUUAUCACAUUGUUUUGUAUACAUUUCUGCAUUUUAUACAUAAUAUUAUUGUUUAAAGAUUCGGUCAGAAUGUUAAGUUUUUGUUUGACUAGGUGUUUAUUUAUUAGAGGUCGUUCAUUAACUAAUGACGUGUCGAAAAAGUGAAACAGAUGGAAAUAAAAUUUUAGAACUUGCGUCCAUAGAAAGCGGUUGAACUAUUUCGUGACAUUAGUGAAUGGAAGGCCACUGAUUGGUCGGGCUGCAGGAUUGCAAACUGUGGAGUUACCCGUCAUUUGCUUUACAAUACAUUUUUACCGACUUCAAAAAAGGAGGAGGUUCUGAAUUGGACUGUAUUUUUUUGUGUGUUUGAACCGAUUUUGAUGAUUCUUUUUUGUUGGGAAGAAGGUACCUCAGUAUUGAUACCAUUUAAAUUUGAAAAAAAUAUUCCACCUCUAAGGGUGGCGAACUAGAGAAUUUAUCCAGUUUCGCGCAAUUGCCGGCAACCGUUUCAACAAAACUUGGCAAUUAGAUGUAAUUUCACGUACUUUUGAAGUCUUUUUUAUAUAUAAAAAAGUUGUAAUAUUACUAUAAAGUACAUUGUGCUGGUGUAGAAUAGUAAUUUUCAUGUAAUUUGAAUAGUUUUAUUUUAGAACAAAUUAUGUCAACCUUUGGUAAGUAAAGAGCAUUACCAUUUUCUUGUAGUUUUUCUUUGUUUAAACUACACAAAUUCACCGUAUUUGUUUUUAUGUUUAUUGUAAUAUUAUUUAUUGCACUUGCCGUCGGAGUUUAGGUAUAUUGAUUUGUACGUAGUUUAAGGUUACUUUUCGGGUAAUUCAACGAAAGUAGGUACUAAGGAUUAUAGAAUAAGUCGUUUUUUUAAAUAAAGGAAAAAAUGCUGCAUCCCGACCAUGUCCUUUAGCCAAUGGGUAAGUUUACAUUGUCUUAUGUUAAUUGUGUUGUAAUGUGUUAGCUUAUGUGAGGUCCUGACGCCCGACUGUGUGAGGCCAGCCCUGGCGCCCUCUAGUCAGAAAGCGAUGAAAA
Messenger RNA from Hyposmocoma kahamanoa, 31427 nucleotides. Its product is annotated as titin homolog. Bases 1 to 30321 code for a protein of 10106 amino acids. Gene Ontology annotation, cellular component: axon; plasma membrane; neuronal cell body. Gene Ontology annotation, biological process: homophilic cell-cell adhesion; synapse organization. The transcript has 49 exons. Gene Ontology annotation, molecular function: axon guidance receptor activity; protein binding. NCBI's taxonomy places the organism in Eukaryota, Metazoa, Arthropoda, Insecta, Lepidoptera, Cosmopterigidae. The record is from RefSeq and is a predicted model, not a curated record.